GGACGGGAGUGCGUGACAAUUCGUCUUCUCUGCAAACCUCCCCCGCCGCUUUUGACGCGAAGAAUCUCCACCAUCUCCAUCUCCACCACCACCAUUAAUCCUUCUUCGAUUCAUUGCUUUUCCGGCCCGAGAUCUCUCCCAAGUUCCCAACUUUCGUCCCAUCCUGACAUACCCAUUUGCUCCUUUCGCCGGAAUUCCAGCGCCGCCGCCACGCAAUGGGGCAGGUCCCAUCUUCCACCUCCGCCUCCACCUCCCCCGAGCCUAGCCACCGGGGCGGGGUCUCGUCCAGAUAGCGGCUCGACGGCCACGUGAGUCCUCCACCUCCUGCUUCUCCGCCUCCGUCGAGAACACCAAACCUCCGCCCCCUCUACGGCGGCGUGUGGCUGGCUGUCGGAAUUUCUUGUAUAACUCCGUACGCGUCGGAAUCGUGUGUUGGAAUUUCGGACUCGUGUGGCAGGAAGAGUUGACUGCGUGUCGGACUUUCGGAGAGUGUCGGUGCAUUUUAGACUACAGUGUCUCUCUCGUCUUCUUCGCGAACAACGUCUUGAGAAGGGGAAGAGGAAGGGGAGCAAGCCGCCGACGACGACGGAGAAAGACAGCCGCUUUUCCUCGUCGCCGCCGACGACCGCCGCUGCCACUCCUAUUGCCGCCGCUCUGUAGAAGCUUCGGCACUGAAUGCGGUCGCGCAGGUCGUAGAUUCCGCAAUUCGAGAGUUUCGAUGGGUUCGAAGGAAAUCUGCCGCAACGAGCUCCGGGUUGCAGUCCGCCAGCUCAGCGAUCGCUGCCUCUACUCUGCUUCCAAAUGGGCGGCGGAACAAUUAGUGGGAAUCGAGCUAGACCCGGUAAAGUUCACACCUUCAAACACCAGAUUCCAGCGUGGGAGCUCCAGUAUCCACAGGAGAUUCCGCAACAACGAGAUCACAUCGACGCCAAUUGCUGGGGUGUCAUAUGUGAGUACUCCGGUCAUGGAGGAAGACGACAUAGUUGAUGGUGACUUUUAUCUUCUGGCCAAGUCUUACUUUGACUGCCGCGAGUAUAGGAGGGCUGCUCAUGUGCUUCGGGAUCAGUCUGGGAAGAAAGCUGUCUUCCUACAAUGUUAUGCUCUUUAUCUGGCUGGAGAAAAACGGAAAGACGAAGAGAAUAUAGAACUUGAAGGGCCCUUAGGCAAGAGUGAUGCUGUUAACAAGGAAUUGGUUUCUCUGGAGAGGGAGUUGUCAAUGCUACGUAAGAAUGGGUCCAUUGAUCCCUUUGGGUUGUACUUGUAUGGUCUUGUUCUUAAAGAGAAAGGCAAUGAGCACCUUGCACGUAACCUUCUUGUGGAAUCUGUGAAUAGCUAUCCUUGGAACUGGAGUGCAUGGUCAGAGUUACAAUCCUUGUGCACUACAAUCGACAUAUUACACAGUCUACCUCUCAAUAACCAUUGGAUGAAGGAUUUCUUUCUUGCUGGUGCAUAUCAAGAACUCAGAAUGCACAACGAGUCCUUAGCAAAAUACGAGUAUCUGCAAGGCACCUUCAGUUUCAGUAAUUACAUACAGGCACAAAUUGCAAAAGUGCAGUACAGUCUAAGGGAAUUUGAACAAGUAGAAGUGAUAUUUGAAGAACUCCUGAGAAAUGAUCCUUACCGAGUGGAGGACAUGGAUAUGUAUUCCAAUGUACUCUAUGCCAAGGAAUGCUUUUCUGCCUUGAGUUAUCUUGCCCACAGGGUAUUCAUGACUGAUAAGUACAGACCAGAAUCUUGUUGUAUAAUUGGAAAUUAUUAUAGCUUGAAAGGCCAACAUGAGAAGUCAGUUAUGUAUUUUAGGAGGGCCCUUAAAUUGAAUAAGAACUGUUUAUCUGCUUGGACUCUUAUGGGUCAUGAAUACAUUGAGAUGAAUAACACUCCAGCAGCUGUUGAUGCCUAUCGGCGAGCUGUAGAUAUAAAUCCAUGUGAAUACCGAGCCUGGUAUGGUUUAGGACAGGCCUAUGAGAUGAUGGGGAUGCCUUUCUAUGCUCUCCAUUAUUUCAGAAAAUCUGUAUUCUUGCAGCCAAGUGAUUCUCGCAUAUGGAUUGCUAUGGCUAAGUGUUAUGAAAAAGACCAACUUCACAUGCUAGAAGAGGCAAUCAAGUGUUACAGGAAGGCAGCGAAUUCUAAUGACAGGGAAGCAAUUGCUCUUCAUCAGCUAGCAAAGUUGCAUCGUGAACUUGGGCGUUUAGAAGAAGCUGCUUUUUACUACAAAAAGGAUCUGGAGCGGAUGGAAGCUGAAGAGAGGGACGGACCUAAUAUGGUUGAAGCUUUGCUUUUUCUUGCCACACAUUGCAAAGACCAGAAGAGAUUUGAGGAGGCGGAGGUGUAUUGCACACGUCUUCUUGAUUAUACUGGCCCAGAGAAAGAGACUGCAAAGAGUCUACUACGAGGAAUGAGAAUAGCACAAUCUGGUUUUCCUUCAAUGAGUGCUGAGCAUUUUCCUCCAUAACAUUGCCGAUAAAAGAUGGAGUUGUGAAAUUUUCAAAGCAGGUGUGGCAUUGUGUUGAGGAUAUAAAAUAAUAUGGAUCUCCUCCCAAAAGAUGACGAAUCCUUAAGGCUGUGCAAGCUACUUGCUGUAACUUUCCUUGCCAAUUGACUGCAUACUUCUGGAAUAGAGAAAGUGGCCCUUGGUUUCUUAGGUAUGUGGGAGAUUGGUCAAUUUUUGACAGUUUGUGUCAUGCUGUUUCAUUUAUGAGAAAUCAUCUAGAUAACUGGAGAUUUCAUAGUUGAUCAUUCUACUUGUAUGCAUGUAAAUCUCAUAAGAAGCUUCUUGUUGCACCUCUGUCUGGCCGGCUCAUGUCCCUGCUUCUACCCUUUUGCCUCUACUUUCUAUCCUAAGUUCCAGAUGGGGUAAAAAUCUGGUGGAUACAUGCUUUCCACUAGGAACUCUUAUGUGAGGACUGAGAAGAAGUCGUUUUUGUUGCAAAGGAGGCUUCAGGUGGAGUCAGAUCAUUCAGUUUGGAUGAUAAGGAGAAUUCUCUCAGCAUAGCAGCUUUGUAAUCGUAGGCAGCUCAGUUUCCUUCAAAUUGUUUCUUAUUAGAUUGUUGUAACCUUAAAAACAUCAAAAGGGGUUUUGGGGGAGAAUUCCCGUGUUGUUGCUGGGCAGUCGAUAUGGAUAACUUUUAGAUGGAACAAUUUGACCAUUGAAAUUAUCUGAAUGUUGUUUUGAAGGUC
Eucalyptus grandis is the source of this 3177-nucleotide messenger RNA. Its product is annotated as anaphase-promoting complex subunit 8. Gene Ontology annotation, biological process: cell division. The record is from RefSeq and is a predicted model, not a curated record. Gene Ontology annotation, molecular function: protein binding. The transcript is spliced from 4 exons. Gene Ontology annotation, cellular component: anaphase-promoting complex. Bases 719 to 2452 code for a protein of 577 amino acids. NCBI's taxonomy places the organism in Eukaryota, Viridiplantae, Streptophyta, Magnoliopsida, Myrtales, Myrtaceae.